Molecule: messenger RNA, 1765 nt
Organism: Penaeus indicus
Lineage: Eukaryota; Metazoa; Arthropoda; Malacostraca; Decapoda; Penaeidae
Product: acylpyruvase FAHD1, mitochondrial-like
Exons: 4
Coding region: 97-768 (223 amino acids)
Cellular component (GO): mitochondrion
Molecular function (GO): acetylpyruvate hydrolase activity
Source: RefSeq, a predicted model, not a curated record
UCCACGUGAAACCUGCCAGCGCCGGGGAGACGUGGGCAGACGACACCCAAGAACCAAAGAAGAUUUUAAGAACGGAUUAUUAUCUGGAUUUUCGCCAUGGCAGCUGCACAGGCUCAGAAUUUUGCAAGAUUUGUUCAAUGGGGAAGGAACGUGGUCGCUGUUGGGAGGAAUUAUAAGGAUCACUGUGCAGAGCUUGGAAAUGCUGUUCCUACUAAACCCCUUCUGUUUAUGAAACCACCAUCUUCAUAUCUUGAGGAAGGAGCUGGACCAAUCCUGCUCCCUCGAGGAUGUACCAAUUGCCACCAUGAAGUGGAGUUAGGGGUGGUGAUAGGAUCUGUUUGCCGUGAUGUGGAGGAAAAGGAUGUGAUGUCGCACAUUGCUGGAUAUGCACUAGCAUUAGACAUGACAGCCAGAGAUUUCCAGGAAGAGGCAAAGAAGAAGGGAAAUCCAUGGACUAUGGCUAAGUGCUUUGACACAGCUCUUCCAGUGUCAAAGUUCCUCUCUAAGCAAGAGCUGGUAGAUCCUAGUAACGUGAACUUGUGGUGUAAGGUUAAUGAUGAGGUGCGUCAGAAUGGCACAACAUCGGAUAUGGUCUUCAGCAUCCCCUAUCUCAUCUCGUACAUCUCCCAGUACUUCACCCUCAAUCCAGGAGAUCUGGUUCUCACAGGGACACCAGCAGGAGUGGGUUCUGUUCAACCUGGUGAUGUCAUAUCAGCGGGCUUAGGUGACCUGCUUACCAUGAAGUUCUCUGUGGCACAGAGGAAGUGAGAACUCCAUAUUACCUUCUCAUUUUCUCUUAGUUUCUGCAUUUCUUUUGUGCAUUUUGGUUUUAUGGUCAGCUAUGAUUUUGUUGUGAUAAGAAUGGUGUAGGUUGGUUUACUGUGUGCAAGUAUAUUAUAUGUUUUUUCUUAGGUGAAAAAUUAAGACUAAACACUGACAAUUAUUAAAUAUAUAGGGGUAAAAACAAACUACAGUUUUGUGUGCAGAUCUUAUACAUCUUUAUACAGAUGUGCAUUCACAUGGGCAGAGGCACAUGUGUACAAACAAACACAUACACAUUUCUUUUAAUUAAUAUUCCAUAUAACCUUAAUUCACAAAUGUGCAGAUGUGCACAUGCAAUAUUCAAACUGUCUGUAUAACUGAAUAGUAAUUUGGAUUAAGAAAUGUCAAGAGGAAUCUUGUACAUAAAAUAUUAUCAUUGCUAUUUUUUCAUAGCAUAUUUUUCAAAUCAUUACUGAAAAUGCUUCUCAGCAGUAAGACAAGUGCAUAUCUUAAUCAGCAUUAUUAUUAUUGUCAUGAUUAUAUCAUCAUGAUAGUUAUAACUAUCAUUCCUGUGAACUUACUGUUAUACAUUUUUAUGCUUCUCAUGUUGGAAUGAGAGAGCAAUGAAGGAAAUUAGUACACUACACAAUUUUAUUUAUAAUUCCAUGUGUAUUAGAUUUGAAUAAUGUGGUUUAUUGUGAAUGGAAUGGGUAUACAUAUCCAAGUAUCUUCUUUUUUGAUGAUUUUAAUAAAGUUUCUUUUAAACUAGAUUCACAGAGUAGGCCCUCUACUUACCUGUUUAGGCAUUUAAAUACUUACACAUGUAUUGUACAUAUUCAAUGUUUUUGAAAGAGAAAUCUAAAUGUAUGUACAACAAGUAUAUUUGAUAAAAGACAAAGUUCAAAGCAGAUAUUUUGAUAUUCUGUCCUUUUUAUUAAUAUUCUGUGGUGAAAAUAGAAUUGUGUUAUCUAUAUAUAUUGACAAUAAAACAAUAAAUCAUAAA